CUCGCUUGUACCUUAUCCCAUCCUCUCUCUCCCAAACAAAAUCCCAACCGUCCAUUCCUUCCUUCAUCUCUACCUCCUGCAAACACAUCUCCCACAUCCGAUCAAACAAACUCACAUCUGUCCACAUUUAAAUCAUCAAACAAACAUCACCAAUCCACGAUCAUCCAUUCAUCAUCAUCAAAAAUCUUAAUCAUAAUCAAAAUCCAAUGGAGAAUACCCAGCAAGGUCAAUCCUCCUCAUACCCACAACCCCAACCUCCUUCCUCUGCUGCUGCUGCUGGCGCGCCUUUUCACCAUCUCCUUCAACAGCAGCAACAGCAGCUCCAAAUGUUUUGGUCUUACCAGCGUCAAGAAAUCGAACAAGUCAACGAUUUCAAGAACCACCAGCUCCCUCUUGCUCGUAUCAAGAAAAUCAUGAAAGCCGAUGAGGACGUUCGCAUGAUCUCCGCUGAAGCCCCUAUUUUGUUUGCCAAGGCUUGCGAGCUUUUCAUUUUGGAGCUCACUAUUCGCUCCUGGCUUCACGCUGAAGAAAACAAACGAAGGACUUUACAGAAAAACGACAUCGCUGCGGCCAUUACUAGGACUGAUAUUUUUGAUUUCUUGGUCGAUAUCGUGCCUAGAGAUGAAAUUAAGGAUGAGGCUGCCGGAUUGGGAGGGAUGGUGGGGACCACCGCCAGUGGAGUGCCAUAUUAUUAUCCGCCCAUGGGCCAGCCCACGGGUGCUGCUGGGCCUGGAGGGAUGAUGAUUGGUCGGCCCGCUGUUGAUCCUACUGGAGUUUAUGUUCAGCCGCCCAGUCAGGCUUGGCAGUCCGUGUGGCAGACAGCGGGUACUGGAGACGACGGCUCUUAUGGGAGUGGAGGGAGCGCUGGCCAAACUAAUCUUGAUGGCCAAAGCUAGGCUAAGCAACUGGUGUGCUGAUGAUAAGGUACUCUCUGGUGUGGUAGAAGGCACUGAAGCUCAGCCAGUGCCUUAGGAAUUUUGCUUACGAAAUGAUUAUAUAUGAACUUGCCUGUAUUGUUUAUGGAGACUACUUUCACAUGUGAUGACUUCAUUAAAAACUUGUGAAAACUUUUAACUUGAUUUAGUGCAGCGAAACUAUUGCUGUCAUGACUUGCCUAAUCUAUAUCUAAUGUGCAGUUCUGGAUUUGUGAACCAUUCGUUUUUCUAAAUUAUUCUGGAUUGUUUA
Messenger RNA from Pistacia vera, 1185 nucleotides. Its product is annotated as nuclear transcription factor Y subunit C-1-like. Gene Ontology annotation, molecular function: DNA binding; DNA-binding transcription activator activity, RNA polymerase II-specific; protein heterodimerization activity. The transcript is spliced from 2 exons. Bases 207 to 896 code for a protein of 229 amino acids. The record is from RefSeq and is a predicted model, not a curated record. Gene Ontology annotation, biological process: regulation of DNA-templated transcription. NCBI's taxonomy places the organism in Eukaryota, Viridiplantae, Streptophyta, Magnoliopsida, Sapindales, Anacardiaceae. Gene Ontology annotation, cellular component: nucleus.